Molecule: messenger RNA, 1587 nt
Organism: [Candida] anglica
Lineage: Eukaryota; Fungi; Ascomycota; Pichiomycetes; Serinales; Debaryomycetaceae
Source: the annotation of a GenBank genome assembly
AUGUCCGUUCAAAUUUUCGGCGAUCAAGUGGUUGAAGAAAGAGGUGAAAAUGCGCGUUUGUCUGCGUUUGUAGGAGCCAUUGCAGUUGGUGAUUUAGUCAAAUCAACCUUGGGUCCAAAGGGUAUGGAUAAACUUUUACAAAGUGCCAGCAACCAAGACCAAGCAUUGGUCACCAACGAUGGUGCCACCAUCUUGAAGUCGAUCCCAUUUGAUAACCCAGCUGCCAAAGUGUUGGUAAAUAUUGCCAAGGUGCAAGAUGAUGAAGUUGGUGAUGGUACCACUUCUGUGACUGUAUUCAGUGCCGAAUUAUUGAGAGAGGCGGAAAAAUUAAUCGAUAGUAAAAUUCAUCCACAAACAAUCAUUGAAGGGUAUAGACUCGCAUGCAGUACCGCCCUUGAUGCGUUACGUAAGGUUUCAGUAAAUAAUGGAGGAGACUCUGAGUUAUUCCGUCAAGACUUGUUAAAUAUCUCUAGAACUACCCUUUCCUCCAAGAUUUUGUCUCAAGAUAAGGAACAUUUCUCUAAAUUGGCUGUAGAUGCCAUUUUAAGAUUGAAGGGAUCAACUAAUUUAAGUCAUAUUCAAAUUAUUAAGAAGGUUGGAGGUAAAUUAUCUGACUCCUUUUUAGAUGAAGGGUUCAUUUUGGACAAGAAGUUUGGUAUUAACCAACCUAAAAAGAUUCAUAAUGCCAAGAUUUUGGUGGCAAACACAUCAAUGGAUACCGAUAAGGUUAAGAUUUUCGGAGCUAAGUUUAAAGUAGACUCCACUUCCAAAUUGGCUGAAUUAGAAAAGGCUGAAAAGACCAAGAUGAAGGAAAAAGUAGAGAAAAUUAAGAAAUACGGUAUUAAUUGUUUCAUAAACAGACAAUUGAUCUACGAUUACCCUGAACAAUUGUUCACCGAUGCCAAGAUAAAUUCCAUUGAACACGCUGAUUUCGACGGGAUUGACAGAUUGGCCUUGGUUACUGGUGGUGAAGUUGUAUCUACCUUUGAUAAUCCAGAAAAUGUGAAAUUGGGUUACUGUGACACCAUUGAAGAAGUGAUAAUUGGAGAAGAUGUCAUGACCAAGUUUUCCGGUGUAGCUGCUGGUGAAGCAUGUACUAUUGUGUUGAGAGGUGCCACUGAACAGGUUUUAGAUGAGGCCGAAAGAUCAUUACAUGAUGCCCUUUCUGUUUUAUCUCAAACCACUAGAGAAACCUCCACUGUCUUGGGAGGUGGAUCUUCUGAAAUGAUCAUGUCCAAGGCUGUUGACCAAAUUGCCGCCAACGAAACCGGUAAGAAGUCCCUUGCCAUUGAAUCCUUUGCCAAGGCUUUGAGACAAUUGCCAACUAUUUUGGCCGAUAACGCUGGGUUUGACUCUUCAGAACUUGUCUCCAAGUUAAGAUCUGCCAUCUACAACGGGAUGACCACCUCUGGUUUAGAUUUAAACAAUGGUACUAUUGCUGACAUGCGUGAAUUGGGGAUUGUUGAAUCUUACAAGUUGAAAAGAUCCGUGGUUGCAUCUGCUUCAGAAGCUGCUGAAGUUUUGUUGAGAGUUGACAAUAUCAUCCGUGCUAAGCCAAGAACUGCUGAUAGAAAUAUGGGACAUUAA